AUGUUUAGCCUCAAGACUAAAGUAACGGCCAACACGGCAACCCUAGCCAUCGCCAUUCUCGCAGCCUACCUCCUCUACCGCGCCCUCUUCCCCUCCCCAAUCCCAGGCAUCCCCUACAGCAAAGAAGCAUCCCACUCCCUCCUAGGCGAUAUGCCAGCAAUGAUCCACCACGCCAACAAAACAGGCGAAAUGUACGACUGGCUCGCCGCGCAAAACAUCAAGCACGCCUCUCCCGUCGUUCAAGUCUUUGGCCGCGGGCCCCUAAGCAAACCCUGGCUCGUCAUCUCCGACUUCCGCGAAACGCAGGAUAUCCUCCUCCGCCGCGUGAAAGAAUUCGAUAGAUCCGCCUUCACUGCCAACUUACUGGGCGGCGUGAUCCCCGAGCAUCAUAGUCGGUGGCAAACGGAUGAGGAGUACAAGAGUCGUAAGAGGCUUGUCGGUGAUAUCUUGACGCCGAGCUUUCUUGGGAAAGUCGCCGCGCCGUUGUUGCAUGAGAGUACGAUGCGUAUGACGGCCCUAUGGCGCGAGAAGGCGAGGCUGGCGAGGGGACGGCCGUUUAGUGCGUUGAAAGACAUCAGCCAUUGUGCCUUGGAUGCUGUGCUUGGAUUUACUUUUGGUCCGGGGAUGGAGGGUCUCAGUGCGACGCAGCCGAACGUCGACUUUCUUUCGGCCAUGUCUUCACUGCCUGUUUCUGGAGAAACAGAGAGCAUAGAUCUGAACCAGCCGGUGGUGUUCUCACAUGCGCCUCCCAGCCCCGUCAUUGAAGCCUUGUUCAAGAUAUCGGAUAGUCUCGAGGUGGCGAUGAAGUCUGCGUUCCCGGUCCUAGCGCAUUGGCUUUUGCGCCAGAGGCAUGCUUUGAAGACGGCAAUUCAAAUUAAAGAAGACCUGCUAAAGAACCAAGUCGAUUUAGCCGCCGCCAGAGUCCAGUCUACAUCAGAGGAUCAGGUAGUCCGCUGUGCGAUAGACGAGAUGGUGCGUAGAGAAAGCAGCCAGGCAGAAAAGGACCAACGACAGCCAUCUUUUCACACGCGACUAUUCUACGAUGAGCUCUACGGCUUCACCCUAGGCGGCCACGAGUCAACAUCAAACGCAAACCAGUGGGCACUCAAAACCCUAGCCCGCCACCAACACCAACAAACCAAGCUCCGCGCCAGCCUCCGCGACGCCCUCCCCGACGCCGUCAUCAGCAAACGCGUCCCCACCCCCCAGGAAAUCAUGCAGGCGCGGUGCCCUUACCUAGACGCCAGCAUAGAAGAGCUCUUCCGCGUAUCACUGACGGCGCCAAUGUGCGUGCGAAGUGCGACGCAGGAUACACAGAUCCUAGGCUACGCCGUGCCCAAGGACACCGUCGUCUUCCAGGUGUGGAAUCGGGCGGAUUAUAUAAUGCCUGGGUUUCUCGUCGACGAUGCUCUGCGGACGCCGGGGGCGCGGGCGGCGGUCAAGGGCGGAGGAGGGGGCGCUGGCACUGGCGUUGGGCAUUGGGGUGACGUCUCGGGCAUCGAUGCAGCGACGUACGCGCCUGAGAGAUGGCUCGUGAGGUCUGAAGAUGGCACGAGAGACAUUUUUGACGCGACGCGUGGUCGGAACAUGAUCUUUAGCAUGGGUCCUCGGGGAUGUUACGGGCGAAAGCUGGCAUAUGUGCAGUUUCGGAUGCUGGUGGUGCUUGUGCUGUGGAAUUUUCACGUCGAAGAGCUCCCGCAGGAACUCAACACGACGGGGGCUUACGAUAAGUUGACGAGGGAGCCGCAUGAUUGUUUCGUUCGUUUGACGGCUUUGCCGUUAUGAGCAUGGUUGAAAUGAGAGAUUUACCGGUUGAAAAGCAAAUCAGGAAACUCUACGGUCCUGCAAUGAGCAAUCAGGUAUUGGAUGUGGUAAAAAGGGCUUUUGCUGCGAAAGGAUUCGAAAGAUGGGUCAUGG
Messenger RNA from Colletotrichum godetiae, 1917 nucleotides. RefSeq names its product cytochrome P450 monooxygenase. The transcript is spliced from 3 exons. Bases 1 to 1785 code for a protein of 594 amino acids. NCBI's taxonomy places the organism in Eukaryota, Fungi, Ascomycota, Sordariomycetes, Glomerellales, Glomerellaceae. The record is from RefSeq and is a predicted model, not a curated record. Gene Ontology annotation, molecular function: oxidoreductase activity, acting on paired donors, with incorporation or reduction of molecular oxygen; iron ion binding; monooxygenase activity.